Messenger RNA from Parnassius apollo (apollo), 306 nucleotides. NCBI's taxonomy places the organism in Eukaryota, Metazoa, Arthropoda, Insecta, Lepidoptera, Papilionidae. The record is from the annotation of a GenBank genome assembly.
AUGGGUGUUAGAGGGUCACAUAAGCUAGGACCACUGAACGAUGUUGGUGGACGGGAAACGAAACAUUUCCACUAUGUAGAUCAGAGUACUCGUAAAUUUCCAAUAGAAAAGGGGACGCCAGUUACUGUUCAACGUGGUGACGUUGUUGUAUUCUACUACCUUCUAGUUCAUGGCAGCACACCCAAUCUCUCCACGAGACCAAGACGUAUGCUAGUGAUCCAGUACGCGGACGCUCAUGAUGAACCAGUAGGCAGUGGAAAAGCUCAACCUUGUCGAGGUUUGGUACUAAGAGGUGUAUUAAUAUGA